This is a messenger RNA of Cyanidioschyzon merolae strain 10D, 978 nucleotides long. RefSeq lists its product as hypothetical. Gene Ontology annotation, biological process: rRNA processing. Lineage: Eukaryota; Rhodophyta; Bangiophyceae; Cyanidiales; Cyanidiaceae. Gene Ontology annotation, molecular function: metalloendopeptidase activity. The transcript has a single exon. The record is from RefSeq and is a predicted model, not a curated record. Bases 1 to 978 code for a protein of 325 amino acids.
AUGAAGAGAGGUCCGAGCAUGUUCGUUGGAGCCGUUUUCGGACCGGCGCCGUGUCGUGUCGGUGGACGGUGCAGCUGGAGUCCGCGAUUUAGCCGGGAAGCACAGGAAGUGCAGUUCCCGUGUAGUUUUUCGUCUGGAGUAGCAAAGUGUAGUCCAAACUCAUCGUAUUACUCAAAAACGGCUGAAAAAAGUGCACUUUGGAGGAAUGACGCACAGCAACGUGCUUUUGCACGCUGUCUCGCGGACGCCGAACAUCGCAGCAUCGCUCCUAGGGUGCGGCGCCAAGCGCGGAGGCCGCGGUUACGAGUGCUGGCGUCGCCCUCGGAGGACCUCUCUCUGGCGCCUGCUGCACUGGAAAGCGUCUUGUCCUGGUGUCGAAGGGACGCGCGGGAUGCCCUACGGGCGGCACUCGCGGUCACGCUGCCGUCGCUGGCGCCGCUAUCAGCGAAGGCGGCAACAGCGUGCCCGCAAACGCCGGAGUUGCACCAGGGACAAAGGCAAGCACUGAGCAGCGGUGUAGUAGGCUCGACUCAGGAUUCUUUAGAUUCCGAAAGACGCUUCAUAGCGCCAUUGGAGAAGGUUUUUAUGCAGGAACCAGUCCCGUCGCAAAUUGAGUUAUCGAUUUACCUCUGCACCGACGCGCACAUCCAGCUCUUGAACAAGCACUAUCGCUCCGUGGACGCACCGACAGAUGUGCUGAGCUUUCCGCAACAACAACUCCGGAUACUUGGCGAUGUUGUGAUUUCGUUAGACACUGCGCAACGGCAGGCGGGCGGACGCUUGCGCGAUGAGCUACGAACCCUGCUGCUUCAUGGCAUUCUGCACUUACUGGGAUUCGAUCACGAAAUCGAUGAACAGCAUCAUAUCCUUUUUGCGCGAGCAGAGGAACGGAUCACGCAAAUGCUCGAGUGGCGUGGCAGGGGCCUCAUUGCGAUGAUCAGCGAACGCGACGACCACGAAUCGCACGACGGCCCCUGA